This is a messenger RNA of Papilio xuthus (Asian swallowtail), 1686 nucleotides long. Its product is annotated as UDP-glucuronosyltransferase 2B18-like. The transcript is spliced from 4 exons. Lineage: Eukaryota; Metazoa; Arthropoda; Insecta; Lepidoptera; Papilionidae. The record is from RefSeq and is a predicted model, not a curated record. Gene Ontology annotation, molecular function: UDP-glycosyltransferase activity. The coding region runs from base 49 to 1599 and encodes 516 amino acids.
UUUGUUUACAGCCGUGUGGAUUUAUAUUUUAAAUCGUAAACAUUUAAAAUGCUAGUGUCAGUGAUAUUAACGUUAAUUUUAAUAUCAAUUUUCAAUACAAGUAAUGAAGUACAUUCAUUGAAUAUAUUAGGAGUGUUUCCGUAUCAAGGGAAGAGUCACUUUUAUGUUUUCGAACCAUACUUAAAGGAAUUAGCACGCAGAGGACAUAACCUAACAGUUAUUUCAUACUUUCCGCAGAAAGAACCACUUAAGAACUAUCAUGACAUUAGUUUGGCGGGAAAAUCUAUAAUAUUUGAAGGUAUAGUUCCAUUUCAAAAACAAUCAUUGCUAACAAAUAUGUUAACUAGCUUGGGAGUAUCGUAUGUGGCGAUUGAUAAUUGUAACAUUAUGAUGGAUGACGAAGAAGUACAAGAUUUAUGGAAGAGAAAAAUGAAAUUCGAUGUGGCGGUUGUGGAACAAUUUAACGGCGACUGUGCUUUAGGACUCGCGCAUAUCCUGAACACUCCUGUUGUAGGUCUAACAUCUCAUCUUUUGAUGCCAUACCAUUACGAUCGUUAUGGAAUUUCUUACAACCCGUCUUAUAUACCAUUCUUAUUAUUAGACGGAAGCACUAAAUCGACUCUCAUGCAACGUUUGUCGCAUACCAUAUCGCAUAUUUAUAUGAAAUUGAUUUAUCAAUAUUUAACACAGAGAUAUGAAUAUAAAAUAAUUUCUAAAUAUGUCGAUAACAUACCGUCACUAGAAGAAUUAGGGCGCAAUAUUAAAUUUUUACUGCUGUAUAAUAAUAUGAUGUUAACUGGAUCAAAUAUAUUACCUGCCAAUGUAAUUGAAGUUGGUGGUUACCACGUUUCAAAACCGCAACCCCUGCGUGAUGACCUUCUUAAAUUUAUAGAGGAAUCAGAACAUGGUGUCAUCUAUGUCAGUUUUGGUUCUAUGCUGAGAACUGCUACCAUGCCGAAAGACAAAAUGCAAGCCAUUUUAGAUGCGCUUGCCGAAUUACCACAAAGAGUUGUGUGGAAAUGGGAAGCGAAAUCACUUCCAGGGAAGCCUAAAAAUAUAUUUAUAUCUAAAUGGCUACCGCAGAACGAUUUAUUAGCACAUCCAAAUGUCGUUGCAUUUUAUUCCCACUGCGGCAUGUUGGGAACAACUGAAGCUUUGUAUCACGGAGUGCCACUUGUAGGCAUGCCUAUGUUCGCUGAUCAAUUUCGAAAUGCCGCUGCCAUGGAGGAAAGUGGUUUUGGAGUUACCGUAAAAUUGGAAAAUCUGACAAAGGAUAAUCUACUCGAGAAGUUUAAAAUGGUUUUGGAUCCUAAGUUUCGAGAGAAUGUAAAAUUAUUAUCGAAGGCUUGGCAUGAUCGUCCAAAAUCUGCUAUGGACACCGCAAUACAUUGGACGGAGUUCGCAGCGAAGUAUCCAACUCUGACAUUCAGGUCACCAGCAGCAGAUGUCCCAUUAUACCAAUAUUUAUGUCUCGAUAUAAUAUUUAUUCUAUCCACUAUACCUAUUACUAUUAUAUACAUAGUGGUUGUAUUAUAUAAAACUUAUUUUAAAAGUAAAUCAAAACAAAAAAGUAACGAGAAAAAAGACAAAAACAUGUAAUUACAGUAAAUGUCAUAAGGGGAAAUAUGUAUUAUAUAAACUAACUAGCGGACCCGACAGACGUCGUCCUGUCUACACGUCUUUAAU